AGUUUCUUGAGCUAAGGAUCGACGCAGCUACGUUCCCAAAGUCAUACAGAUCAAGGCUUCUUUUCGUUUCCACCACCAAAAAAAAUGGCUCUUGCGACUUCUUCGACUAGCCGCUCGGAAAAGCGCAAGGAGCUCGAGGCAGCAGUCGAUGCGGUCCGCGAAAACGCGACCAGACGCGUAAGCCUGGCUGCGCAGACAGCCUAUAAGACGGCCAAGGAGGAGCUCAGGCGCGAAACCCGGUCGAUAUGAGAGUGCGCAAGAACACUUUCCCGCCCUUUAUUUGAGCGGAAACGUGUUGAGCUGGAAUAGAAGCGCGGGGGUGGUUUACUUAUCGUGGACCCGUGCAUGGAAAUCUCUUGCGUAGACUUAAAAAAGCACCGCUCAGGGUCUUUUCGUGACUUGUCAUGCGAACUGUGGCAGAGCAAAGCAACGGAUAGAUACUCAGUGUGAAUUUGGCUAGGUAUUUGCAUAUACAAAUAAGACUAAGGGUGAGUGGGGUGCUGCACUCUCAUAACAGCAGCACUGUUGGAUACUCGCACUGGCAGGAGUGUUGGUGUUCUUUGGACUAGCACUAAUUAUGAUUGGAAAAGAAUCUCGAGGAAAUUGGCCAGAGGACCAACCAUGAUGCAUGUUGGUUGCGAGAAUCCUAUUCGCUUUUCUUCUGUUCCUGUUUCCCCGGCUGCGGGACACGACCAUGCGUGCGACGUUAAUUUGAACAGAUGAGCCUGAGGCACAGACUCGGAAUAUUUAUAUGUGAAUGGAUGCAUUGUCUUGUGGAUCUAGCAUGACAGAUACAGCCGGAAAGUCAGUGCCCCAUUUUCGAUGCUGCACCAAUAACAAUAGUACUCGAAGAUUUUAAGAUUGGGAUCCUGCUCGUAUUCACUGGAAACACGUCAGUUUGGGCUUGGAUGGAAAUGCAAUGAGGUAAUUUCGGCAGCCUAUUUGCAGUGGCUGCGAGACUCUCUAUGUGCAUGGUCCUCAGCUCGUAAUUUUGUUGGGCAAGAAGUUGCGCCGCAGAUGAGUUUGCUGAUGUUGAUGAUGGUUUUCGAGUACCUGUCUGUUUCAGCGAAUUCACUGCCUGCGUAUCACAUUUUUGUCUGCGAUAUCACCCGACCAUUACAAAUUUAGCUGGACAAAUUUCAUUGCAUCACUUCCGGAUCGCAGGCUGGCCUGCUUACGGUGGAUAGGUCGUAUGGUUCGCAUAUAAUUCGGGUUACCAUCGCGGUACGACCGAGGCACACACACUCCACUCCGAGUUAACAACGCAGAUGCUCUAUCGCGUGCAAAUAUGUCUGGGCCUGGAAGAGUGCGCCUUCCACCUCUCAUGCAUUUCCUGGACCAGCGUCCAGCCCCAGGCAGGUGGUCUGGAAAUCGAAUGCGCAAAGAUGCAUCACAGAUUGCAUGGGAAAUCCUUCAUGCCAAAAAAUUCGUACGGGAAUUCGCUCUCUGCGUAGGAUGUGGGUAAGUUUUGGCGGUCACGCAACGCAGAUUUCUGUAGCCGUACGAUCAUCCAGCCGCCGCCCUAGUGUGACAAGAUGCAGUGUUUCCGACCCAGGCAUAAGUAUUUGCAUUUGAUACGCCCGCACUCUCCUCCGUGAUGGAAAAGAACUGGGUAUCAACUAGAGAGUUGUCUGAGCCUGGAAAGAUCAAGAUGCACAUGGUUGUCAUGUUGAUCCUCGCGUGCCCGAGCCGGGAACUUACCCUUCUCGCGUCCGGUGUGUCAACAUGACAAACUUUUUUCGGAUCAUUUUUAUAAGCAUGCUUCAGUUGAUCUUGAUGUUUACUAUUACAACGACGUCCUGACAAAUUCAAUAUCAAAAAAAAGAAAAUCGGCUUGCACAUCACAGCUAGCCAUUGCUCGUAUUCAAAAUUCAAUUUGUAAGGACGUCAUGAUAUUAGUCCCAUACAAAUUCGCUGAAGGAAGGAACAUUGGUUCCAGCAUUACAAAAGAACAUUCUGGCACUGGUUAAUGGAAUUCAUGCGUUAUAUUAUUGUUCGCGUGAUGAGUUUGAGUACAGCACGCGCAUCGCUAAUCCAGGACGCUCAGGCGAAUUUCUAUUGCAUAUGCAACUGUGAUGGAGGAACGCUUUUCAACGCAUGAGACCUGGCACAAGGCGACGAACACCACUCUCGCCGGGGUAUAGAAAAUAAGUAUCUAAAUUCGCAACUUGGUUCGAUGCUUCACUUUUCUGCGUCAACGAGUAAGUACAGGAGGCGGAUAGGAAUAUUUAUGCAACGCCGCAACAAGUACAAAGCGCUUUCAUCUUCUCACGAGACUUUUUGCGUUGUGUUUGAAUAAACUGAACCAUGUUGAGACCGACAUAAUUCUCAGGUAAAUGAGACGCUGAGUUUUGUUGGCCGCAAGGUCUUUGAACGGACCCCGCUGGAAGUGAGGAAAAGAACAAGCACGAUGGUGCACAUCCAGGACCGGGCGACGUGGAUGCAGUUUUGGAACGGAAACGAUACGGGGUUUUACGACGUCGCGAAGAACAAGAUCAAAAGUGAGAAAGAGCCCCAGGCGUGGUGGCAUCUUUCACACCUCAUCCCGACAGACUCGGGGGCGGGCGACGGCGUUGUCGGGAUGGGAGCUGCGUCAACAUCUUCUGCAGUGGAGAUCAAACCGCAGUCCGAAUUUAACGACGAAAACAAGAUCUCCACUUCUACUGCGUCCAAUAAAAUUUCCACUUCGACUCCCCUGGCCUACGACGUCGCGGAGGAGAAGUGCGUGCAGAACUUCAUGGCACGCAACAACAUCGCCUAUCACGCACGACGCCCCUCGGUCCUCUUCACGCCCCUACCGCGCAUCGUGCCCUUGUGCGAAAUCAAGGCGGCGUUGAAUAAUCUCUGGGACGAAUUUCGCACACUGAAAGAAGCCGAAGGCAAUUUGCGAUAUGAGUCCAAGCAGGAAAUCGAGAAACUGGGCCAGGACCUGAACGAAAUCAACAAUACCCUGGCGCCGAGAGUGCGGAACAUCGAAACGGCUCACGCGAUGUACGAAUGGAUUGGCAACUACCUGAUCAAAUCGAACGAAACGAGCAGUAUAGUGGAAAAAGACGAAAUCAAAGGCGAGGAGCACUCGCCGUCCGAUUUUCCCGAAGAUGGUGCGAACCUGCUGCGAGAUCAGCUUGCCCCCGCCCGGUUCAAGAAGAACAAGGAGAAGCGCGACUCCGAGCUCAGCAUGGGUGAUGAAUCGCAGAAGCAAACGGAGACGGGGCGGGUCCAGAAAUCUGUCGGUGCGUCGACUGAUAACGAGGUCGUCGCGUAAGUAGUCUGGUCGUGUGACGGCCGAGCUUGCUGCCGCCCAUGAUUACUUCACUUCAGUACGCAGAAAGCUGCCAACUGAUAGAUCGUCCUAGACACUGUCCCGCCUACCGUCGUGCACGCUGCCGCCAGUCGUCGUCUUCUUCUUCGACGCCUGCACAACAUCCCAGGGACCAAUUCUUCUUCUACAUCUCAUGGGGCGGUAAGUGUGGUGGACUCCAUGGGCUGCGGCUGACAGACCAAACCCAUUAGCUACGACGCCAACAGCCAGAACGCAGCAACCUCUCGCAGAUGCGGUCGUAGUGCACAGGAAUCCGAUCGAGGAUGGACGUUUUUUGUCGUUAGCGGCUACUGUCGGUUCGGCAAGAGGGGCAAUUUCAAAACUUCAUCCCUGACCGUCAAUGCCUCGGCCUAGGCAUCAGACAUCGAAAUAGUACACAGUUUUCCGCAAAAAAAAUAAACCUACUUCACGCAUCAUGCAUGCAGGGUGCAGGACAUACAAGGUCCCAUUUUUGGCCCGAUAGUCUUUUUCAAAACGACAAUGUCCUACAUGCUGAGUUCUUUUUUUUACAUGCAAUCGAUUCUAGUUCUACGUAUUUCAUUCACUAUCAAUCAUUCUUUUAUCAUAAGCGUUCACGACUACUGUGUUGUUUUUAUGCAAAGAAACCUCGCACGACCAAUGUUGUAUCUUCUUCUAUUAAACCUCCGCAAAACGCAAAAAGCCGAAGCGUCCAACUGGAAUUAUACUUUAAUGCAAAAU
Molecule: messenger RNA, 4021 nt
Organism: Amoebophrya sp. A120
Lineage: Eukaryota; Dinophyceae; Syndiniales; Amoebophryaceae
Source: the annotation of a GenBank genome assembly